Molecule: messenger RNA, 1100 nt
Organism: Leptomonas pyrrhocoris
Lineage: Eukaryota; Euglenozoa; Kinetoplastea; Trypanosomatida; Trypanosomatidae
Exons: 1
Coding region: 24-1100 (358 amino acids)
Source: RefSeq, a predicted model, not a curated record
GAACUGUAAAAAGGAAAGCAGAGAUGCAGCCGUACGCCGAACCACACGCGGUGCCCUCGCGAGGCGGCAGCGCGAGUGACACGGACAUCUCGUGGCACUCCGCCAACACCGCCAAAGCCCACCAGGCUCUUUCGCUGUUUGCGAAUUUAGAAGCGAGUCUGCGCACCGCACCCGCGGCGGGUCAUCUAACACGCCGCGGCUCGGCGCCGGCUGCCCACGCGCACACGCCUCCUGCGACGUCUCGCUCCGCGGACCGCAGCCUCCCGCUGAGUAGCUCACCGCCGCAGAAGCAGCGGCACGGCGUCGGCAGCGGCACCGGCGCCCCCACCAGCCCCCACCACGGAGCAUCAGCAUCGACAACGGUGACGGCGCAGCUGGCGUACACCGAGGCGGAAAUUUCGGCCAUGUCGCCGGCUCAGCUGCGCCGUCAGCUGCGGGUGGCCUCCACCGUCACCCAACGACUCUAUCGCCGUGCUCAGCAGCUGCAGAAGCAGGUCGAGGAGUGGGAAGGCAAGUGCUCAGCGCCGCCGCCGCAGCAGCAGACCACAAAGUCUGGCGUGAACAACGGUGGUGCAAUGAAAGUGAGCGGAGCGCAUAGUGAGACUGCCGCCCAGACUGUGAGAGAUGCGGAGCAGCGGGCGGAGAGACUUCAACGAGAGGUGACGCAGCUCACGCUGGAAAAGGAGGCGUUGACACAGCAGCUGCACGAGAAGCGCCGCCCAUCGCAAAACACGGGGCACGAUGGGGGCACCGCCUCACCCGUGCAUCCCAUUUCCUCCCCCGCUGCCGCUACCGUGCGUGACGACAACAGCGAGGUCACACUGCUUCGUGACACUGUCCGUCAGCUGCAGCGCCGUCUGGCGUUGGCGGAGGAACACGCGCAGCGAGCGACGCAGAUCCAACUCGACGCAGUGCUCCAACACCGCCAGGCGGGAGCUGCUCAGGGUCCACCCACCGUGGCCGUUGUGAAUGCGGAGGUGCAGAAGCUGUUGGAGCUGCUGCAAGGGCAACUGUUGUCGAACGCUGCCCAGCAGCAGGCGGAGCGCGCACGUAUGAACGAGCUGUUUUAUCAGCUAGAGCGUCGGCGGGGUUUGAUGUGA